Onychostoma macrolepis is the source of this 5847-nucleotide messenger RNA. It is a transcript of the gene srgap2, whose product is annotated as SLIT-ROBO Rho GTPase activating protein 2. The record is from RefSeq and is a predicted model, not a curated record. Gene Ontology annotation, molecular function: protein binding. Lineage: Eukaryota; Metazoa; Chordata; Actinopteri; Cypriniformes; Cyprinidae. Bases 512 to 3835 code for a protein of 1107 amino acids. The transcript is spliced from 23 exons. Gene Ontology annotation, biological process: negative regulation of cell migration; signal transduction. Gene Ontology annotation, cellular component: cytoplasm.
GUUCUUUCUCUUCCAUGAAAAUAGGCGGGGUUUGAGUUUGGGAAAAUUCAGAGAAUAGCGUAACAGCAAAGUCUUGAGGGAGAAAUCUGGUAAAUGAAACUCGAUUUUAGACAUGGAAAUCGCCUUUUAAGUGUGAUGCUGGGAAGUCUAAUCCAUGCCUUCAUCCAGCACUGAGAAGCCUCUGUAGCCUCACUCACACGUCUGACCGUCGGAGGAAGAAGGCUGAAACUUUUGAAGGCGCUGCGUCUGGUCGCGCGGAUCCUGUGUGAGUGAACGGUGGGAUGAAACUCUUCUUUUUGGCUUCAUUUCCUCGCGCGUUGUCACGGACAUAUUCAAACUAGGAAGCCAACGGCAGCUCCAACUAAUAAUGCGGCGUGAUUGAUCAUCGGCAGGAGACAAUACAUAUCCACUGCUCCCCAUUCCUAUAUAUUCACUGGAUAUCUGUAGACGAAGUGCGGGUGAAGAGGCUAUUGUUCUGCGGUGUUUUUCGCUGUGACAGGACUUGAUCAAUAUGACGUCUCCGGCUAAAUUUCGAAAGGACAAGGAGAUUAUCGCCGAAUAUGAAACGCAAGUUAAAGAGAUCCGAGCCCAGUUGGUGGAGCAGCUUAAGUGUUUGGACCAGCAAUGCGAGCUCCGCGUGCAGCUCCUGCAAGAUCUGCAGGACUUCUUCCGCAAGAAGGCCGAGAUCGAGAUGGACUACUCCCGCAACCUUGAGAAACUAGCCGAGAGGUUCCUGGCCAAGACACGCUACACAAAGGAACCUCAAUUCAAGAAAGAGCAAAAUGUCCUGUCUCCAGUCAACUGCUGGAACCUUCUCUUGGCUCAGGUGAAGAGAGAGAGUCGAGACCACGCCACUCUCAGCGAUCUCUACCUCAACAACAUCAUCCCACGCUUCGCCCAGGUCAGCGAGGACUCAGGGCGCCUCUUCAAAAAGAGUAAAGAAGUGGGCCUCCAGCUGCAGGAGGAUUUGAUGAAGGUCCUCAACGAGUUGUACACGGUUAUGAAGACCUAUCACAUGUACAACAUGGACAGUAUCAAUGCUGAAAGCAAGCUGAAGGAGGCAGAGAAGCAGGAGGAGAAACAGAUGAGCCGCAGUGUCCGACACGAGGACAGGCAGACCCCGCGCUCGCCGGACUCUCUCACAAACAUCAAGAUCGAGGAGAAACAUGUGCGCCGCAGUUCCGUCAAGAAGAUCGAGAAGAUGAAAGAGAAGCGGCAAGCAAAAUACACUGAAAACAAGCUGAAAGCCAUCAAGGCCAGGAAUGAGUACCUUCUGGCUCUGGAGGCCACCAAUAGCUGUGUCUUCAAAUACUACAUCCAUGAUCUGUCUGACCUCAUAGAUUGCUGUGACCUGGGCUACCAUGCCAGCCUGAACCGUGCACUGCGUACCUACCUCUCGGCUGAGUUUAACGUUGAGACUUCCAAGCACGGUGGUUUAGAGACCAUUGAGAACGCUGCAGAGAACCUGGAGGCCAACGCAGACAAGCAAAGGCUCAUGGAGACCUACAACAACGUCUUCUGCCCUCCGAUGCGCUUCGACUUCCAGUCUCACAUGGGUGAUAUGGUGGGACAUUUGUGUGCCCAGCUGCCCGUGCAGGGAGAGCUGAUCCAGAGAUGCCAGCAGCUGCAGUCCCGCCUGUCCACACUGAAAAUAGAGAAUGAAGAGGUAAAGAAGACUAUGGAGGCCACUCUACAGACCAUCCAGGACAUGGUGACCAUUGAGGACUUUGAUGUGACUGACUGCUUCCACCACAGUAACUCAAUGGAGUCUGUGAAGUCCACUGUGUCUGAAUCUUUCAUGAGCAAACCCAGCCUGGCCAAGAGACGAGCCAACCAGCAGGAGACAGAACAGUUCUACUUCACGAAACUGAAGGAGUUUCUGGAGGGCAGGAACCUCAUCACCAAAUUACAGGCUAAACAUGACCUGAUCCAAAAGACUCUGGGAGAAAGCCAGAAGACCGACUACUGCCUUGCCAGCGGACGGAGGAACUCCACUGUUCGGAAACAGGAGUCCAGCCAAAUCAUUCCCCUGAUGGUGGAGAGUUGUAUUCGCUUCAUCAGUCGACACGGUCUCCAUCACGAAGGCAUAUUCAGGGUGUCCGGCUCUCAAGUGGAAGUCAAUGAUAUUAAGAACGCCUUUGAAAGAGGUGAGGACCCGCUGGCUGGGGACCAGAAUGAUCACGAUAUGGACUCCAUCGCUGGAGUGUUAAAGCUCUACUUCAGAGGCCUGGAGAACGCCCUCUUUCCUAAGGAAGUCUUCCAUGACCUAAUGUCCUGUGUCUCCAUGGAGAACCUCCAGGACAGAGCUGUCCACAUCCACAAAGUCCUGCUGUCUCUACCCAGCAACACCCUGGUUAUCAUGCGAUACCUGUUUGCUUUCCUCAGCCAUCUGUCCCAGUACAGUGAUGACAACAUGAUGGACCCCUACAACCUGGCUAUCUGCUUCGGCCCCACACUAAUGUCUGUGCCUGAGGGCCACGACCAAGUCUCCUGCCAGGCACAUGUGAACGAGCUCAUCAAAACCAUUAUUAUCCAUCAUGAGACCAUCUUUCCAGGGCCCCGUGAUUUGGAGGGUCCCAUCUAUGACCGUGGAGGAGCCGCUGAGGAAUACUGUGAUAGUCCACACAUUGAGCCCCCCCUAGUGGGUGAACCUGCACCUGACGCUGCCUCUGAAAUCCACAACAGCGAUGAUGUAAAGUCAGGGUCCUUGAACGUUUCAGAGUCUGACCCCAUUGAGGCCAUCGCACGUUUUGACUACUCUGGACGCACCAAUCGUGAGCUUUCCUUUAAGAAGGGGGCGUCUUUGCUGCUGUACAGCCGUGCAUCUGAGGAUUGGUGGGAGGGUCGCCACAACGGCACUGAGGGACUGGUGCCGCACCAGUACAUAGUAGUGCAAGACAUGCCGGAUGGAUAUGCAGGCAGAGGAAGUCCCAAAGCUGACCAAGAGGCUUCCCAUGAUGCUGUGGAAGAGAAGGUGUCCACCAGAGCCAGUGCCAGCUCACCCACUGGAGGUCAUGUAGCUGAUAUCUACCUAGCUAACCUCAACAAGAUGAGGAAACGGCCAGAAGCGCCCAGCAUCCGAAGAUCAAUCCGGCCUGUGGAGGGACUAGGUGAGGGCUCAUCCGGAGCAGCAGGGGGUUUAAAGACCUCCUCCAUGCCGGCAAGUGGACUGGCUAAGGAAGGGACAGACAAGCGACCGGUCAGUGCUCACAGCAUCCUAAACUCCAUCACCCGACACUCCUCUCUGAAGACUAAGGUGGAAGGUCCUCAGCUCCGCAAGUCCACACCUGCAGGGCGAUCCAAGAGUUUCAGCAAUCACAGACCACUGGACCCAGAGGUCAUCGCUCAGGUGGAGCACAGCUCACAGGACAUUGAGGCGACUAUGACCACGGCUCUAAGUGAGCUGCGAGAGCUGGAGAGGCAGAGCAACGUCAAACACACUCCUGACGUUGUGCUUGACACACUAGAGCAGCUGAAGAGCGGAGGGGCAUCUGAACCCUCCAGCCCACUUCAUUCCCGCCUGCUCCGUGAGGCCGACUCCUCCCAGCAUCCUCUGCAGCGCAGCGCCAGUUCAGCCAGCGACAUGCCCUCCACCUUCCGACCCGGCAAAGGCUCGGGUCCCAAAAGCCCUCUGUCAUCAAUGUCUACAACAGGUCUGUCUGCUUCCGGCUCCACCUUUAGAGAUAACAAACCCCCAGCCACCAAACCCAAGCCUGUGGUGUUCCCAAAAAGCAGUUCGGCAGGGGGCAGUCCGGCGAUGGGAUCCCCAACCACCACCAUACCGCCAACACCACCGCCCCCUCCACCACCCACCGACAAGUCCUGCCCCGUCUGAGGGUUUACAGCCUCCAUCUGUGAUCAGUUUCUUAGUAAUUCCAAGAGCACCCUCUAAUACUGACUCUUCGGAUCUUAAUGAAAAACUGCGGACAGUUUAACAGACUCAAACUGAUAUUGGAUGCUUGCGUGAUUGAGCAUGAGUGUUUGUGUGUGUGGAAUUAAUAUACACAUAUGGAAUAUUGGAGUGAUUUUACAACACUGUUUUAGUUUGGAUUGAGACAUGAACGUCAGCAAUCCUUCUUUUCUAAUCCGGAAUUAGUGGUUUGGAGUUUUUUCGUCUGAUUUUAUAAAAAAGGGGUCAGACUUUGAGGACAAACGAGCAGUGGAAGUGCUUUCUGAGGACACAUUCUUCCCCUCAGACUUUGGUGCAUCUUGAAUCAGGUUACAGACGGCGCAGCAUCUCAGUGAAUAGAAACAGAUUUUCCUGAUAUGAAUUUGCCGCUCUUUGUCACACAACAGCAUUACAUCCUGAUCCAAAUCUGUCUUUUUCUUCAGAUUCGAAGAAUCUGUUCUACAAUAAUCAGUAGUUACAGUUCAUAUAAUCCACAGUUUCUGCUUAAACACAGCAAAUAAAGGAAUAGGAACAUCUUUGCAUGAGGAUUCACAAGAUAUUAGCAUGGCGAAUGUGGAUUCCCUAACAAGCAGAUUCAAAAGCACUUCUGACAUUAUUAACAGUCUAAUAUGUGGUUUUAUUGUACUAUUAUAUCAGAGGGCACAUAAAAAAGAGGGUGUUGUUUUGUAUGUUUAAUGACCAUGAUUAUAACUGGAAAAAGUGAUCUAAAAAUGAGGAAUGUCAUGCAAGCACAUUAUUUCUUUGUCGCCCAUGUAUAAAAAAAAAAGAAACAUAAUUUUAUUUCAUUUUCCCUAGGUCAUUACUCACCUUUGGGUCUGUAUCAUGGUAUCUAUGUAUUAGUAUGUGUGUUUACGUACAGUAUGUAUAUUCUGAAUCUUAGCAGCCUAACAGCAGCUUUUAGAGAUUGACGAUGCAAAAAAAGGGAAAGACUUACAACAGACUAACGGGGGAUACAUGCAAAAAUGUAGCUUGCUUUCCUCAGUUUUUCCAACUCCGAAAGGAUAAGCGUGCAGAAAGCCUCUUUAAAAGUCUGACAAUCUUCAUCGCACGGUCUGCCUGAUUAUGCCUUCGACAGAAUGGAUCGGACAAGUCUGUAUUUUCCUAAGCGAGGCCUUAAUGUCCUAGAAAAUGAGCUGUGGUGGUAUGCAAAGUACCCAUUACAAGCAAUGACUGUGACUCCUGGAAAAUAUCUACAGACAGACUGAGGCAUUUUCCCCCCCAAGUAACGCAGAAUUUUUUGAGGACAAGCCUUUUUCUUGCGUGUGUUGUCGUGUUCUGAAAACGUCUUCACAGGUGGUUACAUUUGUUCAUGUGUUAAUGAUUGGAAGUAUUCUGUGUGUGUUGUUCCUGAUACCUCAUAAAGGCAACUGGAAACUGUCUUAUUGGAGUUCUUUUGUGGGUGGGACUUUUACAUGCAAAUGACAGCAGGAAACUCACGUUGUGUGUGUUUAAUGUGUAAUGUUAAUAGUAUGCUGUUGGCCGAGGCCUCCGUUUACACACAUACUGUUUUCUUUCAUUGAGUAAACUGAAAUCAAUCAUUAUACACUUGAAUCUGCAUUGUAUGUUUGUGAACAAAUUUAAUUGAGGGUGAUUUUCUUUCUUUAUUUGUAAUCAUAACUAUUGUUAAAAUGUAAUUCCUGUCCAAUGGAAACAAGACUGUAAAAUGAAUUGUCUUGUCAGAUAUAUUUAUAGUUGUCCAUUCAGAAAUCUGUUACCAGAGAAACCUGUGUUCAGAUGUACUUUGUAUAUACAAUAGUGUACAUUACAGAGGUACAUUCUUUUUCUUCAUAAUUUGUUUGUGGUUUUCUUCUUUUUUUUUGGUACAAUAUUGUACAGUUGCAGCAAUAGUAGUUGCCACUCAAAUAUACAUUCUAUAAUUCCACGUGUAGUUCUUGUAGUAAACAUUUUUAAAUAAAUAAAAAAAAUUGCUUGCUGAA